AUGGAAUCGGGAGGUGAAGAUUCGGCGUUGGCGCCGAUCUUGCUCAAGGACCCUACGGCGACCUCGUCUACCCUCGUAUGUCAGAACUUGGAGGGCCUCCUGUCACCCCUCGGCACCAGCGGACGCCACAUCGUGUUCGGUGCCAAUACGGGCAGCCUCUACUUUUUCAACCGCGCGGCGCUCCGCUUCCUGCAGCUGGUGUCGUCGCCCGAGAUCCGCGCCGCCGUGACCCACAUCCGCUUCUCGCCCGACGAGCGCUUCGUGGCUCUGUCCACCCUCGACGGCGAGCUCAUCGUGCUCGAACCCAAGCUGGGCACGCGGGCCAAGGAGCGCAUCGUGCUCCGGCACCACCUCCACCGCGACUCUGCCGCCGCCUCAUCAGCGACCACCGCACCACCGUCGGCCACUUCGUCAUCGCCGCCGCCGCCGUCCACGCUCGCAUCGGCCUCGGCCACCACUCCGGCCGCCCUGGGCGCUGCUGGCGCUGCGACGACGGCGGGCGGCGAUGGCCACGGGGUGACGUGUCUCACGUGGGCGCCGCGCGGGCAGGAAGACGAGAACUAUCUGUUCUCGAGCGACACGACGGGCGCGAUCAUGAUCACGCCGGUCAUCACGUCGCUCAUCAAGCGGUCGCUGCUGCUGGCGUCGGCCGGCCCCGAGCCGCUGUACAAGGCCGACUCGCGCGUGGUGCAGCUCGACUGCACGAGCGUGGCGGCGUCGACGACGGCGGCGAUGAAGCUGCAGCUGCUCAUCUCCACGCUCACCAAGUCGAUCCUGCUGACGAUCGACACCAACGCCAAGCAGAUCACGGGCCUCCAGGUGGGCAGCAAGCCGCGCAAGGGCAACUACGGCGCCUGCUUCUCCGCCUCGGCCUCGUCCGCGGAGACCUCAGCGUCGCGCUCGCCUACGGUGCUCUGUGCCGCCCGACCAGGUCGUCGCAUCUGGUUGGCCGAUGCGGUGACGGCCACGGUGCGUAAGACGCUCAACUUUUCCACGUCUCUCGAGCUGCUCCCCGCCUUCCCGACGAGCCCUGCCACCAACCUCACGCCUCGACCCAAGCUGGUCACCUUUGGGAAACUCACAACGUUCGGUGACGGCGACUACCUGCUCUCGUGGGACGAUGAGCGCACUAAGGCUCAGCACGCGCUGUGUCUCAUCGACGUUCAGAAAGUUGAGAUCCGCGCGUGGACGUGCUUCGCUGCUAUUCGAGACCUCUGUGUGCUGCCGCAGGAGGACUGCGUCUACGUUCUGCACGAGGCGAACGAGCCCAAGGGACCCGUGCGCACCCUGCUGUCCAAGAUCAGCAUUCCCCUCUCGCACACCGCCGCCCCGACGACUGCCCCUUCUGCGGCGGCCGCUGUCGACAACUCAACCGCAGCGCAGGCCGCUGACGCCACUGUCACUCCGGCGGCCGCUGUCGACACUCAGCCCGAGCCCACUCCCGAGCCGGCCAAGGACCAAGCGGCCGCGCCAGUGGAAGUGGCCCCACCCGCGGCGGUGACCGAGACCGUUCCCGUGGCGGCCAGUGAUGAGCCCGUAGCUGAGGCCGCCCAACAACUGGAGCCGACCAGCGCCGCCGUUGAAGCGGCGGCAGCGGUGCAGCCCACUUCGCCAGCUAUUGACCAGAAGGCGGACGACGACCACACGCCAUCAGAGCAGGCCGCCGUCGCCGCCGGCCAAGAAGGCAACGUGAGCCCCGCGGCCGAGACCCCGGAGCAGGUCACGCUAGCGGCUACAUCGUCGUCGUCGCUCGAGCUUACGUCCGAGCCGGCGGCCGAUGCGCAGCAGCCGACGAUCGAGACAGCCGCUGUCCCGAUCGAGCCACAAAUCGUCGAGGAGAAAGUGUCGACACCUGUUGAAGAUGCCGCGCCUGGCGUGCCGCCCGUCAGAUCGGUGUCGGACAUGACCGAAGCCGAAGGCUCCGCUGCGGCGGCGGCCGCCGAGUCGCCCGCAAAUGAUGUCAGCGACGGCGGUGAUGUGGCAGCAGCAGUGGCCGUGCGCCGCGUGCGGCCCGCCGCGUCGACCCUCCGCGAGAUUCUCUCCUCGUCGUCGUCGGGCGUCGCGCUCCCCGGCGCCACCAAUGCGCCGACCAUCACGGCGCCCUCGGCCCCGGUUCUCUCCCUCUCGGCCCCGGCCUCGCCCACGCUCUCUGCGUCGUCGACAGCGACCGCGCCACCGCCGCCGCUGCCGACGUCGCCCCUUCCCGUGCCCGCCACGUCAUCAUUACCGUCGACGGCGAGCGACGUCAAGCUGGCUUUUGUCACGCCCGAGUCGCUUGCUGACGUGGCAUCGCCGCCGUCGCCGCUUUCCAGCUCGCCGUCCUCGGCCAGUGCACUAGAGACACCCGCCGCCGACCCGUCGCCGGUCGGUCGGGCACCCGAGCCAACGGUCGCUCCCACGGUGGCUUCGGCUGCCGACCAGCCAAGCUCGGCCCCCGCCGCUGACCAGUCCCCCGCCGCGGGAGGCGAGGCAGCCGCCGCCGCCGCCGGGACUUCAGACCAGGCCAGCGCGGCCGCGGGUUCGCCGACGACGGAGCGCAAGGAGGCUGGAGCCGCGGCCAACAGCCUCAUGUCGACCAAGAAGUGGAAGGAGGAGAUCCAAAACGCAAGACGCCGUCGACAGGAGACAAGGAGGGUGAGUCGACACACGACGAAGCGCCGACGACGACGACGACCGCGGCUUCUUCGACCGCCGCAGCCGCCGCAACUGCGGCCGAGAAAGGAGAAAACCAAGAAAGAAAAGGAGGGAAAAGAGAAGAAAGAGAAGCAGAAGGAGGAGGAGAAGGCGAAGAAGGACAAGGCCGCCAAGGCCGAGACCGAGGGUAACAACAAGGAGGCCAAGAGCGCCGCGGGCCUCUUCAAGCGCGCCGCCAACACGCUCUUGGAGUCCACCAGCAAACCAGGCACCAUCUCCAGCUCCGAUGUGGCGGGACUCUUCAAGAAGGCCAAAUCGCUCGUUUCCAUAACCAAGUUUGCGGCUGGGCAUGACGCGAACGGCGCGGCGGCCGGACCCGCCCUCCCGCCCGGCGACGAGGCGGACGACCCGCAGAAGGCCUUCUGGCAGCUCAGCAAGUCCCUCUUCGAAGUCCUCGCCUCGUCGCUCCCCGCCUCCACCAAGUUCACCACCGAGACGCUCGAGAAUAUGAAGGAGUGGGUGGAGGAAUGGAGCAGCCUCGCGGCGUCGCCCGAGGGCCUGCCGCCCACCUGGGUCACCGAGAUCCUCACCGCCUGCUUCGAGCAGCACGUCCUCCCCUCCCUCGCCUCCUCCCUCCCCAACGAAUUCGCUGUCGACAAAAGCGAAAACGAAAGCGAAGACGAAAGCGAAGACGAAGACGAUGAGGAACGGGCGUGGAAGUUGCGCGAGCGGGAUUUGAUGGCGUUUCUCGAUCGCUAUUUCGCGCUGCUCGAUCACGACCGGGUGCUGUUCUUCUGCAACGCCCACCGGCUGUCGCUCUGCAUCUCGUUCUUCCUCCACACGGAGCAGAUCCUGCUCCACCAGACCGCGGCCCUCACCCCGGCCACCGCCGCCACCGCCGCCGCUCAGUACCUCGUCCAGCUGUGGCAGGCCCUCGAGAACCUCCUCCAGCCCCAGCUCGGCGCACCCGACGCGGAGAGGGAGGGAGCGGCGGUGGAGGAGGCGCUGACGGUGCUGCGCAAGGCCGACAACAACCUGAGCCUCGUGCUCCGCUUCCUGCCGGCGCUCUUCGCCAAGUCGCCGCGCGUCACGGCCCAGUACGCGGCCUCACUUUACCCGUUCGUGCGGUCGUGGAACGUGCGCGACGCCCUCCCGCCCUCACCCGUCGUCACCUCGGCCUCGGCUUCGGCUGCCACGUCGUCGUCGUCGUCGUCAGCUGCGCUCCUCCCGCCAUUCUCUGCGUCGACGUAUAUUCGAAAAGUUCACCAGUGCCACGUCAGCGCCGGCGGCUCUGGGGUGCGGCCCUUCGUGAGCGCGAUCGACUACGACGAGCGGUGGGCGGUCUACGCGGACUACCUCGAGCGGCUGGUCGAGCGCCACGACGAGUGCCGUCGCGAUCCACGAAUCGUGCACGAAUUGUUCGAGUGCGCGCUUCAGCAGGGCGUCGAAGUGGCAUCUCAGGAAUUCGGCCUGGCAUACCGCGGCGCUGCUCUCGACAGCAAUGAUGACGUCAGCGGCGACGAGCCCGCGAGCCACCAGGUAUGGCGGCAUGGGCUGUUCUUCGACGACGAAGGCCGGCCGCGCGUUGGGCCGCGCGAUCUGCGGUGGAAGCGGGACGGCGCCGUGCUGCGGCCCAUCCUGCGCGACGGCGCCCAGCGCAAGUACGCCCACCGCCCGCGGCGGCUCCUGUACCUCGCCAAGCGGUACGGCCACUUCGAAGCGGUCAAGGAGUUGGCCCUACGCGUCGACGACGUGCCCACCGCCCUCGAGGUGGGAGUGUUCACGGACGAUUGGGACUGCGUGUCGCGAUUGGCGCAGCGCCACGGCGACCCGUGGUUCUGGCAGCACCUGCUGGCCUUUGCCGCGGCGCUUUGGCGCCGGGAGGGCCGCCUCUCCUCGUCCGCGCAACAAGAAAGCGAAAACGAAAGCGAAAGCGAAGCGACAACAAAGACGAAGACGCCUGGUGCGAAGAGCGAAAGCGACGGCAAGGCCCAGAGGAAGAAGGGCAUACUGCUCGAGGACGUGGUGGCGCACAUGAUCAAGGCGCUGGGCCCGAUCCCGGCCUUCGAGAUGAUCGCCGCCUCGGGCUCGGACGACGUGGGCGAGCUCGCCACCGUCUUCCCGCCCGUCGCCUACCGCCACUUCGUCCACGCCGUCAACGUCGACAUCCAACACAAGGAACUCGUCUAUUGGAUGUUGAAGCGGGUGCUGGAGGACCUGUGGCUGGACAAGCACACGAAGCGACCGCCGACGAUCGCCCCGCAGUUCCGGGCGGUGAAGGACGCCGAGGUGGCGGCCCAGCUCGACGCGUUGCCCUUCCUCCACCGCCUGGGCACCGCCGCCGCGCCCUCGGCCCUCGGCCCGCGCGAGAAGGCGACCGGGGCCGCGGCGGCCGCAGCUGCCCUGUCGACGCCCAACGAGAAGAAGUACAACAUCGGGUUCGACUACACCACGCCGACGCCGCGCUUCUUCGAGGAGAUGACCGGCCAUUGGGGCCUCCGCCAACAGCUCGUCUCUGGUUCGUGCGAGUGCUGUACGCUGCCGCUGGCGGAGAGUGUGGGCCGGUCGUCGUCGCUGGUGGUGUUCGAGUGUGGUCACGCCUUCCACGAGUUCUGCGUGGCCGAGGACGCGUGCCCCGUCUGCCUCACCUCCCACAUGCCCUCCCUCUCCUCCUUCCUCUCCUCCAUCCCUUCUGCACCUCAUCCACGUGAUUCUAAACAAGCAGCUUUUUGA
This is a messenger RNA of Acanthamoeba castellanii str. Neff, 5367 nucleotides long. RefSeq lists its product as uncharacterized. The record is from RefSeq and is a predicted model, not a curated record. The transcript has 15 exons. Gene Ontology annotation, molecular function: protein binding. NCBI's taxonomy places the organism in Eukaryota, Discosea, Longamoebia, Acanthamoebidae. The coding region runs from base 1 to 5367 and encodes 1788 amino acids.